Messenger RNA from Prorocentrum cordatum, 178 nucleotides. The record is from the annotation of a GenBank genome assembly. NCBI's taxonomy places the organism in Eukaryota, Dinophyceae, Prorocentrales, Prorocentraceae.
GUGCGGCUGUACACGCCCAAGGCCAAGCAGACAACGAACAAGAAGUCUGACAACCAGAAGUCGGAGGCAGCAGAUGAGAUCUCCACGCUCAGGCAGCUCGUGAUCACCACCACGGACGCCCAGCUCAAGCAACAGCUGCAGCAGAGGAGCCUCACCCUCGGGACCGCGGUGGACCCAG